Sceloporus undulatus (fence lizard) is the source of this 10535-nucleotide messenger RNA. Its product is annotated as E3 ubiquitin-protein ligase UBR5-like. The coding region runs from base 230 to 8188 and encodes 2652 amino acids. The record is from RefSeq and is a predicted model, not a curated record. Gene Ontology annotation, molecular function: ubiquitin-protein transferase activity; zinc ion binding; ubiquitin binding. Gene Ontology annotation, cellular component: nucleus. Lineage: Eukaryota; Metazoa; Chordata; Lepidosauria; Squamata; Phrynosomatidae. The transcript has 47 exons. Gene Ontology annotation, biological process: regulation of double-strand break repair; DNA damage response; protein polyubiquitination.
GAGAGCGAGGGAGCAAGGCCGCUGGAACUUAAGAUGGCGGCGCUUGUGAGAGUCGGGUGCUGAGCGACCCCCUUUUUGGCUGCUAGCGCUCCGCCGCGUCGGAUAUUACUGUCCUUUUGGCCCUUUCUGGAGGAGGAGCGGAGGCUCCCGAGUGUGAAGGAGUCCCCCUCCGCCGCCCGCUUUCUCCUCCUUCUCUUUGGGGAGGACGGGGAGAGACCCAGAGACAGACAUGACCUCCAUCCACUUCGUGGUGCAUCCGCUCCCGGGCACCGAGGACCAGCUCAAUGACCGGUUAAGAGAAGUUUCAGAGAAGCUCAACAAAUACAAUUUAAAUAGCCAUCCUCCUUUGAAUGUAUUGGAACAGGCUACUAUUAAACAGUGUGUGGUGGGACCAAAUCAUGCUGCAUUUCUUCUUGAGGAUGGUAGAAUCUGCAGAAUUGGCUUUUUAGUUCAGCCAGACAGACUGGAAUUGGGUAAACCUGAUAAUAAUGAUGGUUCAAAGUUGAGCAGUGGCUCAGGGGCAGGAAGGACAUCCAGGCCAGGCAGGACUAGUGAUUCCCCAUGGUUUCUGUCUGGUUCUGAAACUCUGGGCAGACUGGCAGGCAACACCCUUGGAAGUCGAUGGAGCUCAGGUGUUGGAGGAAGUGGUGGUGGAUCCUCGGGUAGAUCAUCAGCUGGUGCUAGAGAUUCUCGGAGGCAAACAAGAGUUAUUAGAACAGGGCGUGAUAGAGGAUCUGGACUCUUGGGUAGUCAGCCUCAGCCAGUGAUUCCAGCAUCAGUUAUUCCAGAAGAAUUAAUUUCACAGGCACAAGUGGUUUUACAAGGAAAAUCUAGAAGUGUAAUUAUAAGAGAGCUCCAGCGAACAAAUCUUGAUGUAAAUCUUGCAGUGAACAACUUGCUGAGCCGUGAUGAUGAAGAUGGAGAUGAUGGCGAUGACACAGCCAGUGAAUCCUAUCUUCCUGGAGAGGAUCUUAUGUCUCUUCUGGAUGCUGACAUACAUUCUGCUCACCCAAGUGUCAUUAUUGAUGCUGAUGCUAUGUUUUCAGAAGAUAUUAGUUACUUUGGUUAUCCAUCCUUUCGGCGCUCAUCACUUUCCAGGCUAAGCUCGUCCCGAGAGAGAGACUCUGAGCUGUUGCGUGAACGUGAGUCCGUUUUACGUUUGCGUGAACGAAGGUGGCUUGAUGGGGCCUCAUUUGAUAAUGAAAGAGGCUCUACAAGCAAAGAAGGGGAGCCAAAUCUUGACAAGAAGAAUACACCUGUUCAAAGCCCAGUCUCUUUAGGAGAAGACUUGCAGUGGUGGCCAGAAAAGGAUGGAAUGAAAUUUAUUUCUAUUGGUGCUCUGUAUUCUGAACUUGUAGCAGUGAGCACUAAAGGUGAACUCUAUCAGUGGAAGUGGAGUGAAUCUGAACCAUACAGGAAUGCACAGAAUCCUUCAAUCCAUCAUCCACGAGCAGGGUCUUUGGGAUUAACUAAUGAGAAGAUAGUCCUCCUUUCUGCUAAUAGCAUCAGAGCAACAGUUGCUACGGAAAACAAUAAGGUAGCUACUUGGGUAGAUGAAACUUUGAGUUCUGUAGCUUCUAAACUAGAACAUACAGCACAGACCUAUUCUGAACUUCAAGGAGAGCGUAUAGUUUCACUGCAUUGUUGUGCCCUUUAUACCUGUGCUCAGUUGGAGAAUAACUUGUACUGGUGGGGUGUAGUUCCUUUCAGCCAACGGAAGAAGAUGCUUGAAAAGGCCAGAGCCAAAAACAAGAAGCCUAAGUCUAGUGCUGGUAUCUCCUCAAUGCCAAAUAUCACUGUAGGCACUCAGGUGUGUUUGAGGAAUAAUCCUCUCUAUCAUGCUGGAGCAGUUGCUUUUUCAAUUAGUGCUGGAAUUCCUAAAGUUGGUGUUUUAAUGGAAUCAGUUUGGAAUAUGAAUGACAGCUGUAGGUUUCAACUCCGGUCACCAGAAAGCUUAAAGAAUAUGGAGAAAGCUAAUAAAACAACAGAGGCAAAGCCUGAAAGCAAACAGGAACCAGUGAAAACUGAAAUGGGUCCACCACCAUCUCCAGCUUCUACCUGUAGUGAUGCCUCUUCAAUAGCAAGUAGUGCCUCAAUGCCAUAUAAACGGCGGCGAUCUACACCAGCUCCAAAAGAAGAAGAGAAAGUAAACGAAGAACAGUGGUCUCUUAGAGAAGUUGUGUUUGUAGAAGAUGUUAAAAAUGUUCCUGUUGGCAAGGUACUGAAAGUGGAUGGGGCUUAUGUUGCAGUAAAAUUUCCAGGGACAUCCACUAAUGCAAAUUGUACAAGCAGCUCUGGUUUAGAUCCUGAUCCAUCUUCUCUUCUUCAGGAUUGUCGAUUGCUCAGAAUAGAUGAACUUCAGGUGGUAAAAACUGGUGGGACACCAAAAGUUCCAGACUGUUUUCAGCGGACUCCUAAAAAGCUAUGCAUUCCUGAAAAAACAGAAAUCCUAGCAGUAAAUGUAGAUUCAAAAGGAGUACAUGCUGUCCUAAAAACUGGAAAUUGGGUUAGAUAUUGCAUCUUUGAUCUUGCAACAGGAAAAGCAGAACAGGAAAAUAAUUUUCCCACUAGCAGUAUUGCUUUUCUUGGGCAGAAUGAGAGAAGUGUUGCCAUUUUCACUGCUGGACAGGAAUCACCAAUUAUUCUUAGAGAUGGGAAUGGAACUAUAUAUCCAAUGGCAAAAGAUUGUAUGGGUGGAAUAAGGGAUCCUGACUGGCUAGAUCUUCCUCCUAUUAGCAGCCUGGGAAUGGGUGUUCAUUCCUUAACAAAUCUUCCUGCUAAUUCAACCAUCAAAAAGAAAGCUGCUGUCAUCAUAAUGGCUGUUGAGAAGCAAACUUUAAUGCAGCAUAUUCUCCGAUGUGACUAUGAGGCAUGCAGACAGUAUCUGAUGAACCUUGAGCAAGCAGUUGUAUUGGAUCAGAAUCCGCAAGUUCUGCAAACAUUUCUCAGCCACAGAUGUGAUGGAAACCGCAAUAUUCUGCAUGCUUGCGUUUCUGUGUGCUUUCCAACCAGUAAUAAAGAAACUAAAGAAGAAGAGGAAGCAGAGCGCUCAGAAAGAAAUACAUUUGCUGAAAGGCUGUCUGCAGUUGAGGCUAUUGCAAACGCUAUUUCAGUAGUAUCAAGUAAUGGUCCUGGAAAUCGUGCAGGCUCCUCAAGCAGCAGAAGUUUGCGACUAAGAGAAAUGAUGAGAAGAUCUUUGAGAGCAGCAGGUUUGGGUAGACAUGAAGCUGGGGCUUCAUCCAGUGAUCAUCAGGAUCCAGUUUCUCCUCCAAUAGCUCCCCCAAGCUGGGUUCCUGAUCCUCCUGCCAUGGACCCUGAUGGUGACAUUGAUUUUAUCCUGGCCCCUGCUGUGGGAUCUCUUACCACAGCAACGACUGGCACUGGUCAAGGACCCAGCACGUCCACCAUCCCAGGUCCUUCUACAGAGCCCUCUGUGUUGGAAUCAAAGGACAGGAAAGCAAAUGCUCACUUCAUACUGAAACUGUUAUGUGACAGUGUUGUUUUACAGCCAUAUCUUCGGGAAUUGCUGUCAGCCAAGGAUGCAAGAGGCAUGACACCGUUUAUGUCUGCUGUUAGUGGUAGAGCAUAUCCUGCUGCAAUAACCAUUUUAGAAACUGCACAAAAAGUUGCCAAAGCAGAGGCAACAUCUAGUGAAAAAGAAGAAGAUGUGUUUAUGGGAAUGGUUUGUCCAGCUGGUACAAAUCCAGAUGAUUCUCCUUUAUAUGUUCUGUGUUGCAAUGAUACUUGCAGCUUUACAUGGACAGGUGCAGAGCAUAUAAAUCAGGAUAUCUUUGAAUGCCGAACAUGUGGUUUGUUGGAAUCCCUAUGCUGUUGUACAGAGUGUGCAAGAGUGUGCCAUAAAGGUCACGAUUGCAAGCUUAAACGCACAUCUCCUACAGCAUACUGCGACUGCUGGGAAAAAUGCAAAUGCAAAACAUUAAUUGCAGGACAAAAAUCAGCUCGCCUUGAUCUUCUUUUCCGACUGCUUACCACCACAAAUCUUGUCACCAUGCCAAAUAGCAGGGGAGAGCAUCUUCUGUUGUUCUUAGUACAGACAGUUGCACGACAAACAGUAGAACAUUGCCAGUAUAGGCCGCCACGCAUUAGGGAAGAUCGUAAUCGCAAAACUGCAAACCCUGAAGAUUCAGAUAUGCCUGAUCAUGAUUUAGAACCUCCACGUUUUGCCCAGCUUGCCUUGGAACGUGUAUUACAAGAUUGGAAUGCACUGAAAUCUAUGAUCAUGUUUGGUUCACAGGAGAACAAAGACCCUCUUAGUGCAAGCAGUAGGAUUGGUCAUCUUUUGCCAGAAGAACAAGUAUAUCUUAAUCAGCAGAGUGGUACAAUUCGGCUGGACUGUUUUACACACUGUCUGAUUGUGAAGUGUACAGCAGAUAUUUUGCUCUUAGAUACUUUGCUGGGGACUCUUGUUAAAGAAUUGCAAAACAAAUACACACCAGGUCGCAGGGAAGAAGCAAUUUCUGUCACAAUGAGGUUUCUGCGUUCCGUGGCAAGAGUUUUUGUCAUCCUUAGUGUGGAAAUGGCUUCUUCAAAAAAAAAAAAUAACUUUAUUCCACAACCAAUUGGAAAAUGUAAACGGGUAUUCCAAGCUUUGCUACCCUAUGCUGUGGAAGAAUUGUGCAAUGUAGCAGAAUCCCUUAUUAUCCCAGUCAGAAUGGGCAUUGCACGACCUACGGCACCCUUUACAUUGGCAAGCACUAGCAUAGAUGCCAUGCAAGGCAGUGAAGAACUGUUCUCAGUUGAACCACUGCCUCCACGACCAUCGUCUGAUCAGUCCAGCAGUUCCAGCCAGUCUCAGUCUUCCUAUAUCAUUAGGAAUCCACAGCAAAGGCGGAUCAGUCAGUCUCAGCCUGUUCGUGGUAGAGAUGAGGAACAAGAUGACAUUGUGUCAGCAGAUGUGGAAGAGGUUGAAGUAGUUGAGGGAGUAGCUGGAGAGGAGGACCAUCAUGAUGAACAAGAAGAACAUGGCGAGGAAAAUGCUGAGGCAGAAGGACAGCAUGAUGAGCACGAUGAAGAUGGAAGUGAUAUGGAGUUGGAUUUACUAGCAGCAGCAGAAACUGAGAGUGACAGUGAGAGUAACCAUAGCAACCAGGACAAUGCUAGUGGGCGCAGAAGUGUUGUUACAGCAGCUACAGCAGGAUCAGAAGCAGGUGCUAGCAGUGUCCCUGCAUUUUUUUCUGAGGACGACUCUCAGUCAAAUGACACCAGUGAUUCUGAUAGCAGUAGCAGCCAGAGUGAUGAUAUUGAGCAAGAGACAUUUAUGCUAGAUGAACCUCUGGAGCGAACAACAAGCAGCUCACAUGCCAAUGGUGCUGCCCAGGCCCCUCGCUCGAUGCAGUGGGCUGUGCGUAAUACCCAGAAUCAGAGGACAACUAGCACUGCACCAUCCAGUACCUCUGCUCCAGCAGCGAGUUCAGCGGGUUUAAUUUACAUUGAUCCCUCAAACCUACGUCGGAGUGGUACCAUCAGUACAAGUGCAGCAGCUGCAGCUGCAGCUCUUGAGGCUAGCAAUGCUAGCAGCUAUUUAACAUCAGCAAGCAGUUUGGCAAGGGCGUACAGCAUUGUGAUCCGACAGAUAUCUGAUCUAAUGGGCUUGAUCCCCAAGUAUAACCACUUGGUGUAUUCUCAGAUCCCAGCUGCAGUGAAACUGACAUACCAAGAUGCAGUAAAUCUUCAGAACUAUGUUGAGGAAAAACUUAUUCCUACUUGGAAUUGGAUGGUGAGCAUUAUGGACUCCACCGAAGCUCAACUCCGUUACGGUUCUGCACUUGCAUCUGCUGGAGAUCCAGGGCACCCAAACCAUCCUCUGCAUGCAUCACAGAACUCAACCAGGAGAGAGAGGAUGACAGCACGUGAGGAAGCUAGCCUAAGAACUUUGGAGGGUAGGAGGCGUGCUACUUUGCUCAGUGCUCGACAGGGCAUGAUGUCUGCAAGGGGGGACUUCUUAAAUUAUGCCCUCUCCUUGAUGCGUUCACACAAUGAUGAACAUUCUGAUGUUCUACCAGUUCUGGAUGUCUGCUCUUUGAAACAUGUAGCGUACGUUUUUCAAGCUCUCAUCUAUUGGAUUAAAGCGAUGAACCAACAGACAACAUUGGAUACACCUCAAUUAGAACGGAAAAGGUAUGGAAGCCAGUUGUGUAAUGGAAAUAUGUAUAGCUGUCCAUCUGGGAGGGUGAUGAUGUUUCUCCCUUCACCAAUACAAUUUAAAACAAGCAUUUUGGAGUAUAUUGCGAGGAAAAACAGAGAGACCAGAUUGAAGGCGGCCAUCUAUUCUAAGGUCUUCGCCGCGGGUGCCAUGUCCUCCCUGGGGGCCCCCUCCUCGACCGGGUCGGCUCCCUUACCAUCGCUUCCCGAGGCCCCAAAUCAGCUUAUGGCCGAGCCUCCACCUCGCCCUGAAGUGGCUCUCCGCGAGGGACCGGACGCCGAUGCUCCGUUGGGUGCCGUCCCUCGACCUUCAAAGAAGGAUAAAAAGAGCUCUAAGGAGAGCCGCGCCUCUGGAAAGGACUCUAGCGCCCAGAAGGGUUCAGCCUCGAGAUCCUCGGGCCUGAAGGCCUCGACCUCAGCGAGCUCAAGGAAGGGCUCGGGAUCCACACCCUCGGCCCCGAAGCCUUCAGCUUCAGCGGACUCGGGUUUGAGGUCUUUAACUACCAAAGCGACGACCCCGGCUCCUGCUACCGUCUCACCUUCGACCCCCAAGAGGCACCACUCGCCUUCUCUGGGGGUCCAUCAUACAUCGGCGAAGCGGCACCGCUCUGACAGGAGAGACUCGGACGGUUCCCGACACAGGGAUGCUUCUCGGGACCGGACAGCUUCCGACCACAGACCCAGGGAAUCUUGCCCCGCCGACAAGGCCGCUAGAGUUGUGAGCUCCAGGCCUACGGAGACGUCCUCCACGCGCUCGGGUCGUCCCUUCAGCUCUCCCGCCAAGGCUGCAGCCCUGCCUAGCUUCCGUCAUAUGCUGGAUGACACCAUCGACGUCAUCCCUGAACCUGCGUCGCCAGCGAGCUCCACACAUAGUUGGCGCUCUGUCACUCCGAUGCCCAGAUCGGUUGUCCACACUGCCAUGGUCCACCGGGCCGCUUCCCCUUCUCCACCGAGAGAACCGAGGAAGCCUGACUACCUCUAUGACAGUGAGACAGACACCUAUUACAUGGCGGUCCCCCGUGACUCUGUUCCAUCUCGCUUUGGGACCCUGUCUCGAAGGUCCAGAUCGGAACAACCCGCCAAGCCCAAUCGUGACACCACAGCCCCAGAUCUCCAGAUAGUGGAUCUGGACCCUGAUGAAGAGGCCCUUUCUCACGCUCGGUACCGGCCCCAGAGCGAUUUGGGCGCCUCGGAUGUCGAGGAUUACCAGCCCUCCGUCCAGGAGUUUGCCCAACCGGGCGCCGUGUCACCCACGGAUGAUGUCCGUACGUUUGCCAAACACCAGGCUUUCAUAUGUAUACUUUAUUUGCAGGUGAACUGGCACGAUUUUGCUUUUUUUGAUCCAGUGAUGUAUGAGAGUUUGCGGCAACUUAUCCUCGCUUCCCAAAGUACAGAUGCUGAUGCUGUUUUUGCAGCAAUGGACUUAGCAUUUGCAAUAGACCUAUGCAAAGAGGAAGGUGGAGGACAGGUUGAACUUAUUUCCAAUGGUGUAAAUAUACCAGUCACUCCUCAAAACGUUUAUGAAUACGUCCGAAAAUAUGCAGAACACAGAAUGUUGGUAGUUGCGGAACAGCCUCUACAUGCAAUGAGGAAAGGUCUGCUGGAUGUUCUUCCUAAGAAUUCAUUAGAAGACUUGACAGCAGAAGAUUUUAGGCUUCUAGUAAAUGGCUGUGGUGAAGUAAAUGUGCAAAUGCUAAUCAGCUUUACUUCUUUCAAUGAUGAAUCAGGAGAAAAUGCUGAGAAGCUUUUACAGUUCAAACGCUGGUUUUGGUCCAUAGUUGAGAAGAUGAGUAUGACCGAAAGGCAAGAUCUAGUUUACUUCUGGACAUCAAGCCCAUCCUUGCCUGCUAGUGAAGAAGGUUUUCAGCCAAUGCCAUCAAUCACAAUAAGGCCGCCAGAUGACCAGCACCUUCCCACAGCGAACACAUGUAUUUCUCGCCUUUAUGUUCCACUUUAUUCUUCUAAGCAGAUUCUCAAACAGAAGUUGCUACUCGCCAUUAAGACCAAAAAUUUUGGUUUUGUGUAGAGUAUAAUAUGUGCAUUGCUGUGUAAUUAUUAGUCGCUAGUUUUUUGUAGAUUUUCCAUUGUCUAUAAAAGUUUAUGAAAGUUAAUGCUGUCAUACUCCCCCUGCUGGUAUUGCAAUGACUAAAUGCAACAUUCCUGUAUUAAGUUUGCAACUCAAGAGGCAAAGAAGAACUAGCAGUGUCAGACUGUAACGAUUUGCUAGUUGUUAACUUCUUGGCCAAACUCCAGCCAAAGAUGACAGCAGAACAAAAUACACUGUGAUUUAGCUUUUUGUGGAGGGGGGAAACAUGUAAAAUGCUCUAAAAAUUUCACAGCUGCCUUUGUGGAAAGCAUUUCAGCAAAGGUUCUUGUUACAGAGGGAAUAGGGAAUUUCAAAAUAAAAAAUGAAGUAUGUUCUGUGUUUUAUUUUAAAUUUUUUUUUAAAAAAAGAAGAAAUGGUGUUUAAUUUUGUGGUUGGCUGCAGUUGUGCAUCAUGUAUAUUGAACUUGCCAGUUAGAGCUAAGAGUUGAAAUCAUUCACAUUUGCUUAUAAAAACCACUGCCGUUGCAAAUUUUUGUCUGUUUGCAUUGGACUCUGGCACACUAAUUACCACCACUAAUGUUUUGCAUGUAAUCUGUAUAACUUAGUGAGGAUUUUUUUGUACAUAAGAAAAAAGCCAAUGCACAGUAUUUAAUCGUUCACAAUCAACAUUUUUGUAUCCCUGUUGAGCAGUCAGUCAGGAAUUGUUCCAUCUCCAAAUCAAACCUGGACACUUUCUACUGUGUCCAAAGCUGUUUUCAGCCUAGGCACUAGCUGGUAACUGUAAAAUGUUUAUAAGAUCAUGAUUAUUUGAAGGUACAUUUUGAAAAAAAUUUAAUGUUCGUGAGCAGCUUAACUACUUUUGUAUCUAGUCUUUUUUAAGUAUCUUGUUACAGUUUUUAAUAAAUUACAGACAAAGUACAAAGUCAUACUGAAGAAACAUUAGUUUUUAUUUAUGUAGCUUGUACAUUUUUUAGUUAUCACCAUGCACCACAGUUGUACACAGAUCACUCUAAAUUUCAUAGGUGAAUAAAACCCUCCUCUUCAUUCAAAACAAACAGUUCAGUCCACAUUUUACAGUUAGCAGAGAACCCUCAAUUGCCUGGGCCCAACAAACUCACUUGUUUUCAACAGACUGUGGAUGGAGGGCAAUGUACUUUGUUCAGUCAGCACAAAAACAAACAAACAAAAAAGCCAAACGUAUUAUGUUUCAUUUACAGAGUGCUUGCUUGUUUGGGGAAAACAGGGGUUUGGUUCUUUUCUAAGAGUGUGUCCUAAUUUCAGUAUGUUAGGAUCCCAUUUUGUUGAACAGUGUAUGAAAUGGGAAUGCUUUUUGUGUUCUCUGUUGACCAUCGCAUAGUAGACAUUAGUCAACAAUUCUUCAGUGAUGUCUACUUACUCUAUAUCUUCCUCAUGUCCUUGGGGUUUUUGGCAUGGGGAAAAUUGCACAUGACUGAGAACUUGCCUGGAUUUCUGCCAAAAUGGACCAUUUCUUCCCUGCCCCCUUGCCAACACCUUUCAAGCCUCUUUCUGCCUUAGCUUAAAAAUAGAGUGGCUUGCUUCUGUAGAACUUCCUAGAUCUCUGGCACUUGUUGAAGACCUCUCGGGAGUGCAACUCAGAAUUCAAUGUAGUAAAGACUCUAAAAACCUUUCUCUUUAAGUUGACUGUGCCAGUCUUGUACAGUUUAAAAAAUGCAGGUGCUUUUUAAAACUAGAUAUUUUUCUGCAUGUUUUGGUAAAAUACCUCCCACCCCUGACAGCCCUUCUAGGGAUAAGGAUGACGUUUCUCAUGAUGUAUUCAAUGGAUGUUGAAUUUUUGAUUCUUUUCCCAAAUUUGCUACUGGAUUAUGGCAAGUUUCUUGAUGUCUCUGAGCCUCUUACUCACAUUCUGUAAAAUAAUGAUCACUACCUACCUCACAGAGGUGUUGAGGCUAAAUAAUGUUAAUCUUUGCCAGAUCCCUCUUAUGAAAGGCUAUGUAUAUUGUAAAGUUUUGUUUUAUAUAUAUAACCUGUGUAUAUAUAGCAUAUCCAUAUGUUAUAUGUAUAAUUCUGUAUAUAUCAUAGCUGUUUUACAACAAUCAGCAGGAUAAAUGACACAGUUAAUAAACCCAACAUAGCAGCUGAAUAAUAUAUGCACCCAUUUAUAUAUAUACAUACACACAGAUAUAUGUAGACACUUUGCUGAUACUCUAAUUGAAGGGAAAGUUAGAAUGAUUUAUGCUGUCAUUGACUCAAGAUGUAUAUGUAGCUAUAUAAAUAGCUUUUUCUCUGUAUAUUUGAACACUUAUCAAGCUUUUAAUAAGAAAUGUUUAUUAAAAUUGUACACCGCA